Molecule: messenger RNA, 1557 nt
Organism: Ceutorhynchus assimilis (cabbage seed weevil)
Lineage: Eukaryota; Metazoa; Arthropoda; Insecta; Coleoptera; Curculionidae
Source: the annotation of a GenBank genome assembly
AUGCCCAAAUUCAAAGAAGUACCAACUCUAAAAUCCUUAUCACUAAAAAGCAUUGGAUCUUUGAUAGUCUACCUAACUCCAUCUAUAAUGUCUAGAGUAAAACUGAGCAGAGACCCACAGAAAAUAGUACUGCACCUGCAACGCACCAUCGACCGAAUAAAUGACACUCUAGUCUCUUAUGUUCCUUAUUACCUGUACGAAAUCAUGGCUGUGGAAGUUUUAAAAUCAGUAAAACUACUUAUAGAGAAAACCAAGAAGAAUUACUAUCCGCAAGUGUCUAUGGCACAUUUUUUGACUGAAAUGAAUGUAGUUGUCAGCCUGACUGAAGUUGUACUCAACCCAAGGUUAAAAACCGUAGAUUUUUCACAGUGGCCCAAAAUAAUGCGAUAUGUUUUGUAUAAAAACUUAAAUAAGUUGCGAGGUUUGGAAGUUUUAAACCUAGGCUCAUGCACAGGAGGUUGGAGAACAUCAGAGCAUGACAAAAACAUCUUAGAUGGAAUUAAAAUAAUGAAAAACCUACACACAAUCUGUCUAUGUUUCGAUUGUAGUGACUUAGUUAUACAAACCUUAUCAGAAAAUUGUCCUAAUUUGCAAAACAUUGAUGUAACAUCAAGUAGAUCAGUAACAGACAGGAGUGUACCAUUUUUAUUAAAUUGUACUAAUUUAAAAGAGCUGCAACUCUAUAGGACUUCAGUGACAACAUCUGGAUUAGCAAGACUAAUCAGUGGCUUACCAAUGUUGCAAAACAUCGGCCGAAAUGAUGAAUUUAGGGAAAUAAUCUCAAAAAUUCAUCACAUUACAGGUUUGACUAGACUUGAAACUAAAGACUUGCCAACUGAAAGCUUAAGACUACUAGUCAACAUGCUUCCUAACAUCGAAUAUAUUUGCUUGUUUCAUGACAUUGUUGUUGCAGACUUAUCAGUCUUAAUUUCACUUACAAAUUUGAAGCAACUAAAACUUUUAUCUUAUGCCUUUUAUCAAGACUCUUUGAAACAACUACUAGAAAUUCAAGGCAAAAACUUCACUCAUCUUCACUUGGAACAUGUAGAAGAAAUGGACUUCAAUGUGUUAUUAAUAAUAGGAAAAUCCUGUCCCAAAAUUAAAAGCUUAGUGUUUUAUAAUUGUGAUUUUAGACAUAAUAAUCAAAAUAUCAAUGUGCAACCAAUAUUAAGUUCUAAGCCUUAUUUUCACAGCCUGGAACGCAUUUUUUGGGUUGUAGACAGUAACAUAAAUCACUUAGAAUUCAUUCUAAGCCACUCAGUAAACAUAAAAUAUAUUCAUUUGGGGUCUUCCACUGGUAUAACACACGGCAACAUUGUCAAUAUUCUAAGGGUGAAUCCUAUGAAAUGUCUAGAAGAAUUCAGGGUGUUGUAUAGCAGCGACAUGAGCAUGCGCACUGUGCAAUUGUUGCUGGCGAGUUGUACCAACCUAAAGGUGUUGUCCGAAUUGGAAAGUUGGCAAGGGAUUCGGAUGGAGGAGUUGAAAGUUUUCAAAGAACAAAUCAGGAGGAGUAAUUUUGAUUUGGAUAUAAGGCCUACUUUGUCGUUUUCUAGUUGA